GGAUCACAGACAGCAAGAUCAGUGAUGACUUCCACCAUGGCCUGGCCCCAUCUCUUCCUUACCAUCCUUGCUCACUGCACGGGGUCCUGGGCCCAGUCUGUGCUGACACAGCCACCUUCUGUAUCCGGGGCUCUGGGCCAGAAGGUCACCAUCUCCUGCACUGGAAGCAGCUCCAACAUCGGUGGUGGUACUAUUGUGAACUGGUACCAACAGCUCCCAGGAACAGCACCCAGAAUGAUCAUCUAUGCUAAUAACAAUCGACCCUCAGGGGUCCCUGAGCGAUUCUCUGGCUCCAAGUCUGGCAGCUCAGCCACCCUGACCAUCACUGGGCUCCAAGCUGAGGAUGAGGCUGAAUAUUAUUGCCAGUCCUAUGGCAGGAGUCUCAGUGCUCACACAGUGCCCCAGGACUAUGAGGAAUCUUCACUAACCCAGCCACCAUCCCUCUUGAAAUCUCUGGGAAUAAGAGGCAGAUUCACCGAGACCCUGAGCAGUGGGUUCAGUGUUGGGAGAUAUGUCAUAGGCUGGUACCAACAAAUGCCAGGAAAACCUCCCCAACAUCUCCUGAGCUUCUACUUAGUCUCAGAAAAACAUCAGGGUCCUAGGGUUCCCAGCUGCUUCUCUGGCUCCAAAGAUGCCACGGCCAAUUCAGGGCUUCUGAUCAUCUCUGGUCUGCAGUCUGAGGACAAGGCUGACUAUUACUGUGUUGUUAGAAAUACUGGUGCUUCUCACAGUGACACUGGCAUAAUGGAGCUUUUAAGCCCUCAGGGUGUCAGCCAGCAUUAUGGAGUAUCAAAACCCCCCAACAAUAUGAAGCAUCAUGCCCUCUGA
Lontra canadensis (Northern American river otter) is the source of this 828-nucleotide messenger RNA. RefSeq names its product immunoglobulin lambda-1 light chain-like. Bases 25 to 828 code for a protein of 267 amino acids. Gene Ontology annotation, biological process: immune response; immunoglobulin production. The transcript is spliced from 4 exons. The record is from RefSeq and is a predicted model, not a curated record. NCBI's taxonomy places the organism in Eukaryota, Metazoa, Chordata, Mammalia, Carnivora, Mustelidae.